AUGGCACUGGAAGCAAGACUUUCACAGAAAAGCACUCAGAAUAACAAUCAGGUUGUUGGUGAUAAUUGGUGUUUCCAGUGUUGCUUAGCUAAAUACCUUAACCAGUAUGCCAACCUCGGUGGAGUACUUAUGCUGAGUACUUAUGGGUUUGCUAAGAGUAAACUUUACAGCUGUUACAGGAAUCUUGCUACAGAACAUGAAGCUUUGAAGCAGAAAUACCUCCACUUGCUUCAGAUAGUAGAAACAGAAAAAACAGUUGCCAAACAGCUCAGGCAGCAGAUAGAAGAUGGUGAGAUUGAAAUUGAGCGUUUAAAAUCAGAGAUUGCUAGCUUGCUCAAAGACAAUGAGCGCAUUCAGUCCAAUCAGACUACCACACCAAAUGAAGAUGAUGUAGAUAUUAAGAAAAUUAAAAAGGUACAGAGUUUCUUGAGGGGCUGGCUGUGCAGAAGAAAAUGGAAGACAAUCAUUCAGGACUAUAUCAGGUCCCCUCAUGCAGACAGCAUGAGAAAAAGGAACCAAGUUGUAUUUAGCAUGUUGGAGGCUGAAGCAGAGUAUGUACAGCAACUGCACAUCCUUGUAAAUAACUUCCUACGACCACUUAGAAUGGCCGCCAGUUCCAAGAAACCACCAAUUACACAUGAUGAUGUUAGCAGCAUAUUCUUAAAUAGUGAAACAAUUAUGUUUUUGCACCAAAUAUUUUACCAAGGAUUAAAAGCAAGAAUAUCAAGUUGGCCUACAUUAGUACUAGCUGACCUUUUUGAUAUCCUUUUGCCAAUGUUAAACAUCUAUCAGGAGUUUGUGAGAAACCAUCAAUAUAGCUUACAGAUUCUUGCUCACUGUAAGCAAAAUCGAGAUUUCGACAAGUUGUUGAAACACUAUGAGGCAAAACCUGAUUGUGAGGAAAGAACUCUGGAAACAUUUCUUACUUACCCAAUGUUUCAGAUCCCCAGGUACAUACUGACCCUGCAUGAGCUGCUGGCACAUACGCCUCAUGAACACGUGGAACGCAACAGCCUAGACUAUGCAAAAUCAAAACUAGAGGAACUUUCCAGGAUAAUGCAUGAUGAAGUGAGUGAAACAGAAAAUAUUCGAAAGAACUUAGCAAUAGAACGGAUGAUCGUAGAGGGCUGUGAAAUUUUACUGGAUACUAGUCAAACCUUUGUAAGACAAGGUUCACUGAUCCAGGUACCGAUGAGCGAAAAGGGAAAAAUCACACGAGGGAGACUGGGAUCAUUGUCCUUGAAAAAAGAAGGAGAAAGGCAAUGCUUUCUAUUCUCUAAACACCUAAUUAUCUGCACAAGAGGUUCAGGAGGAAAGCUGCAUUUAACAAAGAAUGGGGUGAUCUCACUUAUUGACUGCACAUUGGUGGAGGAUCCAGAAGGCACAGAUGAUGAAGGGAAAACAGCAGGACAAGAUAUGGAGCAUCUUGAUUUCAAAAUCGUUGUGGAACCAAAGGAUUCUCCCUCGUUUACUACCAUCCUUGUAGCAUCAUCCAGGCAAGAGAAGUCAGCUUGGACAAGUGAUAUCAGUCAGUGCAUAGAUAAUAUCCGAUGCAAUGGUCUCAUGAUGAAUGCAUUUGAAGAGAACUCCAAAGUGACAGUUCCUCAGAUGAUCAAAUCCGAUGCUAGUCUGUAUUGUGAUGAUGUCGAUAUCCGGUUUAGCAAAACCAUGAACUCCUGUAAAGUCCUACAGAUUCGCUAUGCAAGUGUAGAACGUUUGCUGGAAAGGCUAACCGAUCUGAGGUUUUUAAGUAUAGAUUUUCUCAACACAUUUCUUCAUUCAUACCGUGUAUUCACUACAGCAGAAGUUGUUCUGGACAAAUUGAUUACUAUUUACAAGAGACCAAUUAGUGCAAUACCUGCCAGAUCACUGGAGUUGUUAUUUGCGAGCAACCAAAACAACAAACUUCUUUAUGGGGAACCACCAAAAUCUCCAAGAGCAAGUAGAAAAUUUUCUUCACCACCUCCUCUAUCAAUCUCAAAAUCUUCAUCUCCUAUCCGGAGAAGGAAGCUCUCCUUAAAUAUCCCAAUCAUUACUGGAGGAAAAGCUUUGGACCUAGCUGCACUGAGUUGCUCUUCAAAUGGCUAUGCAAGCAUGUAUUCUUCCAUGGCACCCUUCAGUAAGACUACACUGGAUAUUAAUAAGCUUUAUGUGUCUGGUAACUACUCCAAUAAAUCAUCAGAUGAAACUGACAUUCCAGCAGACCGACAAGAAGAAUUGCCUCACAGCAAAUCAACUACUGAUUUAUCAAUGAGAGAAGGGUCUGACAAUGAACAGAGUGAUGACACAGAAGCUGAGGCCUCCCCAACGAAAUCACCAACAACUCCUAAAAGCCUGAAAUGUAAAAACUCUUCAGAGUUCUCCUUAUUUUCAUAUAACAAUGGAGUGGUUAUGACAUCUUGUCGGGAGCUUGAAAGCAAUCGCAGUGCACUUUCAGCUGCCUCUGCAUUCGCCAUUGCAACAGCAGGAGCCAAUGAAGGCACACCAACCAAGGAAAAAUACAGGCGGAUGUCAUUAGCAAGUGCAGGUUUUCCAUCUGAGCAAAGAAAUGGUGAUAAAGAAUUUGUGAUCAGAAGAGCAGCGACUAACAGAGUUCUAAAUGUUCUAAGACACUGGGUCUCCAAACAUUCCCAGGAUUUUGAAACCAACAGCGACUUGAAAUGUAAAGUCAUUAGUUUUCUGGAAGAAGUGAUUCACGACCCAGAACUUCUUACACAAGAAAGAAAAGCAGCAGCCAACAUUAUCAGGACACUGACUCAGGAGGACCCAGGUGACAAUCAGAUCACACUAGAAGAGAUCUUUCAGAUGGCUGAAGGAGGAAAAGCUGAACCAUUUGACAAUCUUUCUGCACUGGAAGUAGCGGAACAGCUGACCCUGCUUGAUUAUCUUAUUUUCAAAAGAAUUCCAUAUGAAGAGUUUUUUGGACAAGGGUGGAUGAAGCCUGAUAAGAAAGAAAAAACGCCUUACAUCAUGGCGAUCACCAAACACUUCAAUGAUAUGAGCAACUUGAUUGCUUCUGAGAUCGUCAGAAAUGAAGACAUAAAUGUAAGAUGCAGCUGUAUUGAAAAAUGGGUAGCAGUGGCAGAUAUCUGCAGGUGUCUACACAACUACAAUGCCGUUUUGGAGAUUACAUCAUCUUUGAAUCGCAGUGCCAUAUUCAGACUUAAGAAAACAUGGCUGAAAGUUUCAAAGCAGACAAGAGCUUUAAUUGACAAGCUACAAAAAUUGGUAUCAUCAGAAGGCAGAUUUAAAAACCUUCGAGAAGCUUUAAAAAAUUGUGAUCCUCCUUGUGUUCCGUAUCUGGGAAUGUAUCUAACCGACCUGGCAUUUAUUGAAGAGGGAACCCCAAACUAUACAGAGGAUGGCCUGGUUAACUUUUCCAAAAUGAGAAUGAUUUCCCAUAUAAUCAGAGAAAUACGUCAGUUCCAGCAAACAGCAUACAAAAUAGACCAUCAGGCUAAGGUUACUCAGUAUUUACUGGACAAGUCAUUUGUCUUGGAUGAAGAAAGCCUUUAUGAGGCAUCACUACAACUAGAACCAAAAAUUCCAACUUGAAUUGGACCCAUUGUACGUCUUUAAAAUGUAUACAUACUAUAUCAUAUUGUACAUAAUUUAUGUUUCUUUUAGAUGCCCUAGUAAAUUAAUCUCUUAGUUUGUGCUUUUAACAGAGAAAUAUAUCCUUGCCUUGGUAUUAGAAAAUCAGAAGUUCAACACAACACUCUAUGUAUAGUUUAAUUUUCUAUUGUAUACAUAAAAUAUAUAUAAAUGCACAAUCACUGUUCAUUUACAGCUAUCUCUAGUUAUUCAAACAGUGGCUUUAUUUCAUUUUGCAAUAUGCUCUUUCUCAGAAAUAAUUGUGCCCCUUGUGAAAAUGUAAAUGUCAUAGCAUUAAGAUUUAUAAGUUGCCACAAGAAAAAGAGUUCUGUAAUCAUACGUUUUCUUACUUACUGGUUUUUGGUAAAAUAAACUGCAUUCAUUUUGAAGAUCAAGAAAUAUACUCACCGGUCAAUGAAAAAAAAUGGUGCUGCACUUGGAUAUAACCCAAAAUGCAAAAUGAACUGUAUUAUUAACUCCAGAUAAAACUGUAUUUUCCUCUUUCAGUGCUUUUAGGGGAUUAUGUGAAAGAUUACAUUUCCCUUUACUGGCUAUUUUUCAAAUAACUAUGGCUGAAGCUUCAGUUUUAGCUGUUUUAUAUUGUCAUAGAUAACAAUACAGUUCUUAUUUCCUACUACUAGGGAAUGCUGGCACUAUACAGGGAAGAUAUCACCUGUUUGAUUUUAAAUUGUCAUUCUUUCAACAGUCUUUCUUUCACAGUCAUGUAUAAUCUCUAGUUUUAUUAACUGGACAGUAAGUUUACAAUUUGCCAGUUUCAGUAAAGAAAGGAUAAAGAUGGUCAAAGAGGUUUAAGAGUUCUGUGUCUACAAAGGUCAGUCUCAGAAGAUGUCAUCACAGAAUUCAAGAGCACACCAUGCUGAAUAAUUUACUGCUCAUAGUGGGUGACAAAGAUGCACAAACAAUGCAUACACAAUACAUACACUCAGGAAAAAAAACGUGCUCCAGUCUCCAGAUGCAUAUAGCUCGAUAGCUGGAUGGACAUGCACACAAGCACACACUGCAUUUAUUUAUUGAGAUAAAUACAGACAUGACAUACUGCACCUAAGAAAUAUUUCAAUACUUCAAAGAAAAUGAGGACACACUGACAUUUAGUCACUGACACACAAAGCUCAAGCCUAUUAAACAUAUGCACCUAAAAUAUUUUUUAAAAAGAAAUAAUACGUGGAUAUACAUUAGUUGAAGUAGUUAAGAAACCUCUAGCAUUCCCAGUGUUGAAUAUAGACGGAGAGGUCUAUGAUCACUUUGCAUAACAAAGUGACACUAUAUAGAAACAAACACACACACACACACACACACACAGAGUUUUGACCACUAUGAGUAACACAAUGGCACCGUGCAGAUACACACAGAGAGGACUGUAAUAUCCUUCAUAGUUCAAUGUUUAGUGUUAUCAUUUCAUGAAGUUAUAGCCUCAAAAGACCUUCAAUGAGUUUGCCACCAAUAUACUUUUGUCUCUCACUCCCCCAGCCAACUAUUUAGACAUUUUUAAGGAAGUAACCACACCUACUUUUCUUACCCUUAAUGGGAUUGGGUUCUACCACCUCCCAGCCAUACAAUGAAAUGAAUUCUUCAAAAAGUUUGUUUUACUAAUUAUUACAUCCACCUGUCAAUAACAAGUGACCCUUUUUAUUAAUCCCUACAUUUGCACCAUAGAUAUUUUCAAAUAUACUUUUGCAGAUGAUAAUUAAAUUUAGUCUACACAAUCUGUAAUUUACAGUAUUAAGUUACAACACCUCCAAGCUUUUUAUAUUCUAAUGUUCUCAUCCCUCUAAUUUGUCCAGUGAAAUAUGUCUGUACUCUCUCAAGUCUGUCCAGAUGUGUUUUAUUCUACACACAAAUAGCAGCUUCAUAUUCCAUGACUGGUCAGAUGACAGAUUUCUAAACAGGAAGCAGGACUUUUUUACCUCUACUAAUAAUAGUUCUAAGUAUAUUUCUAAUCUCACAAUAACAUCUUCAAAUUAUUUUAAAGAGCUUACGUCCAAAUCAUUUUUUUUUGCCAAUGUUAAUAUUCAAAUCCAUGAUGACUUCUACCUCAGUCAAGACUUCAGAGUGAAUCCUUAACGGCACACAGAUAACAUGGAUAGGUGUUUCCAAAAUACAUAACACUAGACGUGUAAUAUUAAACUCCAUAGAACUUGAUAUAGCCCAGGAAUCAAGUAUAUCCAAAUACCACCGUAAUACAUACUGAUCCUUCACAUUUGUAAUUACUGAAACCAAUUUGGAUUCAUCAGCAUGUUUACUCAGCCAGAGCUUGUUCACCAAAGGAAAACUAGAUGUAAAUAUGGCAAUGGACUCCAGUACUGAUCACUUUUAAUUCUGAGAUAGUAUUACCAGUAUUAACCCUACUCCUUUUGUCUUCUAAUAAGUUUUUUACCAUUCUCACCACAUAACCAUUUAUAUUGUACUCUGUCAUGAAUGACAAUAUCACAGAGUGUUAUACUGACCCUGAUCGGGUCCAAAUCACAUCAACAAACAGUCCAGCAUCCAACACUUAAAGAAACUGAUAAGUAACUUAGUUAAAAGUGACCAGGGUCAAACCCAUGCUGAUUGAUAUCUUGCUUUGAGCUCAGUCAUGACCCUUUUAAAGCAUUUUCUCAGUAUACAUAUCAAACUUAUUAGCUUAUAGUUUUCACCUCUUGUAGGGUGUCCUGUUUAGGAACUGGAUCAAUGAACAGCUGCUUCCAUACAAUACGAACACAUCCAGUAUGUGAAGAUUUUUAGUGAAAAGAUACAGUAAACAUAUAGAGUGUAUGGGAGAGAGGGUGUACCCAAUGUGAGAAGGUGCUGAAGCCUUUACAGUGGAAAGGAUCACUCAUCCCCCUCCUGAGGUUAGGGAUUAAGCCAUUUAAAUGAUUUUGAUACCGAUGAGAGUAAAAAGCACCCUUAUGACUGCCUAAAUAAUGCACCCCAAUUAGCUCUUGCUUCUUCCCCAGAUGAAAGCCCAAAUCUGAAAUGAGUGGGGUGCCUCUAAUCGGAGACAGGACUUCAUGGUUAGCAGGUAAUGACACAUAAAAAAAUAAUGUAAUAGCACUAGGCAGAUAGAGUUAUUAUAAGGAACACAGUGACAUGCUGCAGAAAUAUACAGCAAUGACUGUGAUUGUAUACAUAAUAAAGUAACACUAUGUAGAUACACACAGAGGACUGUGAUCAGUAUGAGUAAUACAAUAGCGCUGUGCAGAUGCAUAAAGAGCAUUCUAAUCACUGACUGAAAUAGUGAAAAUGUAAAGAUAUACAUAAAUAGCUCUGAUCAUGAGCAAAACACAAUUACAUUGUGCAGAUACACCCAGGGAGAACUGCAAUCACUAUCCUUAAUACAGUGACACUGUAUAACUACACCUAGGGGGGACUGCAGUCCCUAUUCGAAUACCAUGACAAUGUACAGAUACAGCCAGGGAGGACUGCAGUCACUAUGAGUAACACAGUGACACUGUUUAGCUACACCCAGAGGGGACUUCAGUCCCUAUGGGCAAUACUGUGACACUGUACACAUACACCCAGGGAGGAUUGCAGUCACUAUGAGUAACACAGUGACACUGUAUAUCUAAACCCAGAGGGGACUGCAGUCCCUAUGGGCAAUAUCGUGACACUGUACAGAUACAUCCAGGGAGGACUGCAAUCACUAAGAGUAACACAGUGACACUGUAUAGCUACACCCAGGGGAGACUGCAGUCACUAUGGGCAAUAUCAUGACAUUGUACAGAUACACCCAGAGAGGACUGCAAUCACUAAUAGUAACACAGUGACACUGUACAGCUACAUCCAGGGGGGACUGCAGUCCCUAUGGGCAAUACUGUGGCACUGUACAAAUACACCCAGUGAGGACUGCAAUUACUAAGAGUAACACAGUGGCACUGUACAAAUACGCACAUAAAGGACUGUGGUCACUGUAACACACUGGCAUUGUGCCAAUACACACAGAAAAGACAGUGUUCACUAUGAGUAACACAAUGGCACCAUGCAGAUGCACACAUAAAGAACUAUGAUGGUGCUGUGUAACACACUGGCACUGUGUAGAUAUAAAAAAGACUAUGGUCUCUAUGAGUAACACAUUAGUACUGUACAGAUACACAGAGAGGACUAUGAUCACUAUGAAUAACACAAUGACAUUGUUUAGAUAUAGACACAGAUGACUGUGAUCACUAUGAGUAAUAGUGACACUGUGCAGAUACACACAGAGGGGACUGUGAUCACUGUAACACAGUGACAUCAUUGCAGGUACAUACAGAAAGGACUAUGAACACCAUGAGUGAUACAAUGUCACUGUGCAAAACACACAGAAGGGACUGUGAUCACUGUGGGUGAACACAGUGACAACGUGCUCAUACACACAGAGCCUUGAUCACUAUGACUAGCACUGUGUGGACACUAAUAGUAACACAGUGACAUUGUGCAAAUACACACAGAGAUGACUAUAAUCACUAUACAUAACACAAUGUCACUGUACAGAUGCACACAGAUAGCUCUGGUCACUAUAAGUAGCACAAUGAUGCUGUGUGGUGGCAUGCAGUAAUACAAAUUUAGGGUGACCUCACAGAAAAAGCCUAUGAAAGCCUUUAAUUUUCACUUUUCUAUGAGAAUGGUCUACAACUGUUGUUCACAUGCAGUUACCACAGUCUUUUAUACUGUGUGAUCACUGAAAAAUAAUUAAUUUAAAAAAAAUGCAUUCAUAGUUGCAGCUGUUGCGGUAGGGAGUCUGUGACAGCAUAGUGCAAACAUGUCAACAUGCUUGAGCAAUCCAUACAAUUAUGGUGAUGUACAGUUGUAGCAUUUGCAAAGGCAUAUGACAGCAGUUGUUACUUCACACACUACUACACGGUUAUUGCUUUAUGCAGCUCAUUGUAAAACAACACUGGAAAACCACAACCUAUAAACGUGUAACAGGUUAUGGCCACAAAUAAAUAUGUUUGGCCACCAAUUUUAUUUCAAUAAUUCUAUGUUCAUUCAGCCAUGGGUGAGAUUAGAAGGAUUCCCCUGCUUACUUUCUUGUAGCACAUCAAUGGACAGAAUGGCCCUGCCUUGGUAGAUGUAGUAAGUGCAAUUUCUUUUUUCCAUCAGUUUCUCCUUAUGUAUUUGUACAGCAUAGGGAUGGAAAAGCAUUUUCUUGUUGCUGAAAUCUAUCCUUAAGCAUGUUCUAUUUUCUUUAAAAGUAUCUGUAAACAUUAUAAAUACUAUGAUGCAUUUGUAACAGGUCAUUGAUUAGAAAUGACUUAUCUGGUAGAAGUACCAUCAUAUUUUGGCAUGCAUUCAGCCAUGGUAACAAUCAGAUGGAAUCUCCUACCAUCUUAUUACACAUCUGUGGAUGGAGAAAACAUUGUUUCAUCAGCUUCACAUAUCCUUAUGUAUUUAUGCAGUCUUGGAAUGGCUAAGCUUUUUUUACUGUUUUGUUAAUAUGUUUCUCAUUUCCUUCAAAGUAUCUAUAAAUAUUUUUAGAUACUAUGAUGUACUUAUAAGUGUUAGAUGGACAGUUUAUGAAUGUAUGAUGAAAAAGUGCAAACAGCUACAUAACUAUAAAACAACUGCACAAGAAUAAAACAUUGGCUCCCCCAUGGUUGAAACUGGGGAAAUAAAAUCUUUUGCAUAAAUAAAAUCCAAUCAAAAGUCUACAAAAAAACUUUAAUAAAAAACUUACAAAACCAUGAGUUAAGGGCUUUUGUCUUACUAAUUUUCAGACUUCAUCAGAACUAAUCAUUCAAGCAUAGCACCCAGCUUUAAAUAAUCACUGUUAAUUAGUAAAUUGUUUCUUAAAGGAACAACACCAAAUAAAAUAUCAGGUAAUGCAAAAUGGAUACAUAAAAUAUAAAUUCAAAUACUGAAUUAAAAGUUCAACAUAAACAUAAAAUGCGUUCAAUGUUAAAUACAGGUAAAUAUGAAUAACUACAAAAAAUUAGUUACAAUCUAGCUGCCCUUAAUUUUAAGACAGCGCCAAUGGAAAUACAAUUGUUUAGCCGAGGUGUCAGAUCUGCCCCUAAUAAUAAUUGUUCAAAUAAUUCAUGAUACUCAAUCCAGGUUUCCCAAGCACCCCCACAUGGUUCCAAAUCUACAUCCUCUAAAACAAAAAGACAAAAAAUUACUAUUCGCACAUACUUUCAUGUGUUUAGCUAGUACAUUACUAUCCAUACCUCUUUUGAUGUCUUAUGAUUUACGUAAAUGCGCUUUUUUAAUGGUCUUUCAGUUUUUCUAACAUAAAAAGAUGGACAUAAUCUACAGGUAGCUAAAUAUAUCACCCCCUUACUAUUACAGUUAUAAAAUUUAUUAGUGAUUAAACAAUUAUUAAUACUCUAACUUAUUUAAAAUAUAGGGGCAUUGAGUACAGGAACCACACUUAAAUAUGCCAACCCUAGCUUUAUUAGCAUUCAAUGUAUGGGGGGGGGUUCUAUUAUAUACCUCUUUAAAAUUUCUAACCUUCUUAAAUAAUAUUAAAGGGUUGUUGGAAAAAAGAGACAAAGUAUUAGGAAUAGCCCUAAAUCUCUCCCAGUAUUUCAAUAUAAUAUUUUGACUACCUUAUCAUGGUAAUUAUAUUCUAGAAAUAGGGAUCUACAAAAAUCUGUAUAUCUGUCGCCGUUAUUAUUUGGGGUCUCUUUAAAUCUCUUAUGUUGAGGUGUUCUCUCCAGAUCCAUAAACUGGGAAAUACUUGUUAUCCCAUCCAAAAAUAAUUUCAUCCUUGAUGGGGGUUAAUAAAUUUAUUGGGAUAACCACUUUCCAUAAACAAUCCAGAAGAAAAUCACACUUAGAGAGAAAAUCAUCAUAAUCAGAUGUCAUUCUGGCUGCUCAUAUAAAUUCUCCUUUAACAAUAUUCUGUUUUUGAGACAGGGGGUAUUCACCAGAGAAAUGUAAGUAAGAAGUUUCCUUUCUAUAUAUCCUAGCGUUAUAUUUAUUAUAUAUAAUAUCUUUCACAAUGUUAACAUCUAACUAGUGAAAUGCUUCAACCUGUAUAUCACAACUGAAUUUCAAGAAAAAAAAGUAGUAAACUGAAUAUAUUCUAAAAACUGUAAAAACUUUUCUUUUCCUCCUGCACAUAAUACAAAUAUCAUGCAAAUAACAAUAAUAUACAUAGCAGUAUUUAUAGUAAGUGGAAUCCAAAAUAAAUCUUUCUCAGGUAAAUAGUACAAGGUUGGCAAAUAUAGGCGUGCAAACUGCAUUCACCACUACUCCACUAGCUUGUUUCAAUAAUUCCCCUUUGAAAUAUACAUAAUUAUUUUUCAAUGUCAGUUCCAUAAACACAGUUAUGAGUCUGAUUUUAUUUAUUUUUAUUUUAUUUUACAUUUGUUGACUGGGCUGGUCUAACUGGAAUACAAAUCCAUUUUCAGUAGAGGCCUAGGGAGAAAAGCUCCAACACAAACACAAUAUAUACAGUAAAAGUUGUCACAAUUCAGAGAAGUAAAACGGUAGUUAAAAAGUUCUAAACAGUUUCAGCCAUACAGACUUGAUGCAGUUGUCAUUACAAGAGUACAUGGCUCAUGAUGAGGAGAUAUGAAAAACAAAAAUAUAAAACAAAAUAGUUGUGUACUUGUGCAAGCAGAAUAAAAUAGCAUAAUAAAGUUGUUUACUUAUACAAUUGUACCAAGUGAUACAGUGAAAUACAAGAGUUAUAGGAAACAGCAAGAGGAUGUCAGUAGAUAGAACAUACUCAUAUUAGAAGCAGAGAACACAUAGAAAAUAGACAAAAAGUUAGUCAGGGUUAGUACAAGGGCAUAGCCAAUGAGUACUGAGAAAUUGUUUUAGUUUCUGUUUAAAAAGUGUUAUAGAGGACAGAG
Protopterus annectens (West African lungfish) is the source of this 11369-nucleotide messenger RNA. RefSeq names its product Ras protein specific guanine nucleotide releasing factor 1 (gene RASGRF1). Lineage: Eukaryota; Metazoa; Chordata; Ceratodontiformes; Protopteridae. Gene Ontology annotation, molecular function: guanyl-nucleotide exchange factor activity; protein binding. Gene Ontology annotation, biological process: Ras protein signal transduction; positive regulation of GTPase activity. Gene Ontology annotation, cellular component: plasma membrane. The transcript is spliced from 27 exons. The record is from RefSeq and is a predicted model, not a curated record. The coding region runs from base 1 to 3555 and encodes 1184 amino acids.